Molecule: messenger RNA, 339 nt
Organism: Alternaria conjuncta
Lineage: Eukaryota; Fungi; Ascomycota; Dothideomycetes; Pleosporales; Pleosporaceae
Exons: 3
Coding region: 1-339 (112 amino acids)
Biological process (GO): mitochondrial respiratory chain complex I assembly
Source: RefSeq, a predicted model, not a curated record
AUGGCUUCAGGAUACGGACUUGCUGGUGGCCCAUCCCGCUGCUUCCCCUUCUGGCAAGAAGUCCUCGCAUGCUACACGACCAACACAAACGCCGAGGACGACUCUGGCAAGGCAAAAUGCGCCCCCGUCCUUGAGGACUACUACGAGUGCCUUCACCACAAGAAGGAGGCUGCCCGUACCCUCGCCCUCCAAGCCGCGUACCGCAAAGCCGAAGCCAACAUAAAACGCGACGACGCACCGUCUGCGGGCGAGAUAAGGCGAUUGGGUGUGUUGGAUGCGCCGCUUGAGGAGAAGAACCUUAAGCCGAGCAAGUGGUUCCCUCAUAAGGAGAUCAAUUAG